Molecule: messenger RNA, 3951 nt
Organism: Trematomus bernacchii (emerald rockcod)
Lineage: Eukaryota; Metazoa; Chordata; Actinopteri; Perciformes; Nototheniidae
Product: spectrin beta chain, non-erythrocytic 1-like
Biological process (GO): protein localization to plasma membrane; actin cytoskeleton organization
Cellular component (GO): cortical actin cytoskeleton; cell junction; cell projection
Molecular function (GO): actin filament binding; phospholipid binding
Source: RefSeq, a predicted model, not a curated record
GACGGCCGGCUGCUGGUGUCAGAGAAGCCGGAGACGGAGGCUGUGGUGACGGAGAAGCUGUCAGAUCUGCACGCCAUGUGGGCGGAGCUUGAGUCCACCACUCAGACCAAAGCUCAGUGUCUGUUCGACGCCAACAAGGCGGAGCUCUUCACUCAGAGCUGCACCGACCUGGACGAGUGGAUGGGAAGCAUGGAGGGUCAAAUCCAGUCUGAUGACUACGGGAAAGACCUGACCUCCGUCAACAUCCUGCUGAAGAAACAACAGAUGCUGGAGAAGCAGGUGGAGGUGCGGCAGCGGGAGGUGGGCCAGCUGCAGAGCCAGGUGAAGGCUCUGGGACAGGAGGAGCAGGACACAGAGGAGGUGGACGGACGGAGACAGCUGCUGGAGGACAAGUUCACCGAGCUGCUGGACCCCCUGCAGAGGAGGAGGGACUUCCUGGUGGAGUCCAGGGAGGUCCAUCAGUUCACCAGGGACGUGGAGGACGAGAUCCUGUGGGUGCAGGAGAGGAUGGCCGUGGCCACGUCCUCAGACCACGGGAACAACCUGCAGACGGUGCAGCUGCUCAUCAAGAAGAACCAGACGCUGCAGAAGGAGAUCCAGGGUCAUCAGCCUCGUAUCGACGACAUCCUGGAGCGCAGCGUCAGCCUCCUGAAGGACGAGUCCUCGGAGGCGACCCGUGGGCGUCUGGCGGCGCUGCAGGAGCUGUGGGCUCAGCUGAAGGAGGAGGCGCAGCGACGCCUCGACCGCCUGCAGGAGGCGCACCGUGCGCAGCAGUACUACUUUGACGCUGCCGAGGCCGAAGCCUGGAUGAGCGAGCAGGAGCUGUACAUGAUGUCUGAGGAGAAGGCCAAGGACGAACUGAGUGCGGUCACCAUGCAGAAGAAGCAUCAGAUCGCGGAGCAGGCGGUGGAGGAUUACGCUGAGGCGGUGCACCUGCUGUCCAAGACCAGCAGAGGCCUGGUGGCCGAGGCUCACCCCGAGAGUGAGAGGAUCAGCAUGCGUCAGUCUCAGGUGGAUAAGCUGUAUGCAGGUAUGAAGGACCUAUCAGAGGAGAGGCGGGGCCGACUGGAUGAGAGGCUCCGCCUCUUCCUGCUGAACAGGGAAGUGGACGAGCUGGAGCAGUGGGUCGCUGAGAGGGAGGUGGUGGCAGGAAGUCAUGAACUGGGACAGGACUACGAGCACGUUACUAUGCUGCAGGAGCGUUUCCGGGAGUUCGCCCGCGACACGGGGAACAUCGGUCAGGAGCGCGUGGACACGGUGAACCGGCUGGCGGACGAUCUGAUCAACGCGGGGCACGGCGACGCGGCCACGGUGGCGGAGUGGAAGGACGGGCUGAACGAGGCGUGGGCCGACCUGCUGGAGCUCAUCGACACCCGCACGCAGAUCCUCGCCGCCUCCUUCGAGCUGCACAAGUUCUACCACGACGGCAAGGAGAUCCUGCUGCGCAUCGUGGACAAACAGAAGAAGCUUCCGGAGGAGGCGGGACGCGACCAGAACACCGUGGAGACGCUGCAGAGGAUGCACUCGACCUUCGAGCACGACAUCCAGGCGCUGGGGACGCAGGUGCGGCAGCUGCAGGACGACGCGGUGCGCCUGCAGGCGGCGUACGCGGGGGAUAAAGCUGAUGACAUCCAGCGGAGGGAGCAGGAGGUUCUGGAGGCCUGGAGGUUCCUGCUGGAGGCCUGCGACGCCCGGAGGCUGAGGCUCAUCCACACCGGGGACAAGUUCAGGUUCUUCAGCCUGGUGAGGGACCUCAUGCUGUGGAUGGAGGACGUGAUCUGGCUCAUCGAGGCCCAGGAGAACCCCAGAGACGUGUCGUCGGUGGAGCUGCUGAUGAAUAACCAUCAGGGCAUCAAGGCGGAGAUCGAUGCUCGUAACGACAGCUUCACGACCUGCAUCGAGCUCGGGAAGUCGCUACUGGCCCGGAAACACUUUGCUUCUGAGGAGAUCAAGGAGAAGCUGCUGCAGCUGACGGACAAGAGGAAGGAGAUGAUCGAUAAGUGGGAGGACCGCUGGGAGUGGCUGAGACUGGUGCUGGAGGUGCACCAGUUCUCCCGGGACGCGGGCGUGGCCGAGGCCUGGCUGCUGGGCCAGGAGCCCUACCUCUCCUCCAGGGAGGUGGGCUACAGCGUGGACGAGGUGGAGAAGCUCAUCAAGCGCCACGAAGCCUUCGAGAAGUCUGCUGCCACCUGGGAGGAGAGGUUCUCCGCCCUGGAGAGGCUCACCACGAUGGAGCUGCUGGAGGUGCGCCGGCUGCAGGAGGAGGAGCUUCAGAGGAGGAGACCCCCCCCCUCCCCCUCCCCCGAGCCUCAGCAGGAGGAAGCUCAGCAGCAGAGCGUCACUCAGAACGGACUGCCCUCCGACCCAGAAUCCCCCCCGGAGGGGGUGGUCGCUCCCCCCAUGGUGAACGGUGACGGCGGCUCUAAGGACCCGAGCCCCGGCAGCUCGCCCCCCCCCUCCAGGAAGAAGAGCAGCCAGGCCUCCACGCUGCCCCUCCGCACCCCCGACGCCGGGACCCUGCUGGAGGGGAACCUGCACCGGAAACACGAGUGGGAGGGGCCUAACAAGAAGGCCUCCAACAGGUCGUGGCACAACGUGUACUGCGUGGUCAACAAACAGGAAGUGAGUUUCUAUAAAGACGGGAAGGCGGCGGCGACUGGCCUCUCGUAUCACGGAGAAACAUCGCUGCGCCUGCAGGACGCCGUCUGUGACGUGGCCUCAGAAUACAAGAAGAAGAAGCACGUCUUCAAACUACGAGCUGCUGAUGGAAACGAGUAUCUGUUCCAAGCCAAAGAUGAAGAGGAGAUGAGUUCCUGGAUCGCGGCGGUCCUGAACGCCGGCUCCGAGCGCUCCGACCGUUCCGACCGCUCCGAGCCUCCCGGCAGCAUCCCGGGAACGCCGGUGUCGGGUCGCGCUCAGACGCUGCCCAACGAGUCGAGUCCCGGGAAGAGAGAGAAGGACAAAGAGAAGGAGAAGGAGAAGGAGAAGCGCUUCAGCCUGUUCAGCAAGAAGAAGCAGUAGAGAGGAGACACUUUGGUGAAACUCGCGUUAGCAUUCAGAGAGGACUUCACGGAGGCCUCUGUGGAGUCAGCCAGCCGCUCACCCUCCCACAUCUACUGCCUUUCCAGCCAUAAAGCCGCUUCAUUACUCACCGCUCGCCGCACACGUUAGCCACAUUAGCAUCCGACAAAACUGUGAAAACCAUUUCAAUAAAGCUUAGAAAGAUGUGGCUCAGAUGAAUUCACUUUGGGGCCAACUUCACAGCUGUUUAUCUCUGUGAUUCCAAAAGAACAGAUUUAUGAAAAUUCAGUUUGAACAGGAAGCGGAGCAGCUGAUAUUUGAGGGCGACGGCUGGAAGAACUCCACGAGAACAACUGGAAGAGUUUCACCAAAGAGCGCCGUGAGGAAGUCUGUGUGUUUAUUCUCAAUGCAGUUUAGUUUUUUAUAUAUUUUAGAUUUGAUUUCUUCUCGUGGUCGUCUGCUGGGUUUUAACAUCGACGUUCUAACAAAACAUCGGAGAGAAACCAGAAGGGGAACUUCCUUCACCUGGUUCCUUCACCUGGUUCCUUCACCUGGUUCCUUCACCUGGUUCCUUCACCUGGUUCCUUCACAUGGUUCCUUCACCUAGUUCCUUCACUUGGUUCCUUCACCUGGUUCCUUCACCUGGUUCCUUCCCCUGGUUCCUUCCCCUGGUUCCUUCACCUGGUUCCUUCCCCUGGUUCCUUCCCCUGGUUCCUUCACCUGGUUCCUUCACCUGGUUCCUUCAGGCGUUCGCAGCGACCCACGUUCUUCUCUUUGUUUUUUAACUUUAUUUUGUUAAUUUUGUACUUUCUCUGAAGUCAUGUCCUCAUCAUGUUGUGAGAGCGUCUCCAGAGAGCGCCUCCAGAGGGCGCCUCCAGAGAGCGCCUCCAGAGAGCGCCUCCAGAGAGCGCCUCCAGAGAGCGCCUCCAG